This is a messenger RNA of Oldenlandia corymbosa var. corymbosa, 1840 nucleotides long. Lineage: Eukaryota; Viridiplantae; Streptophyta; Magnoliopsida; Gentianales; Rubiaceae. The record is from the annotation of a GenBank genome assembly.
AAUAGAUUAUGUAUGUAAAUAGAAGAUGACCCUUUUGAUAGUAUUAUCAAUUCUAUAGAUCUUUUUCUCAGUCUGGCUGGAGAAGACACACACACACACAGAGAAACAUGAUUUCCAGUAAGAUGAUGUUUCUAAUUCUAUUCUUGCUGCGUUCUGUUCCAUGGGCAAAUUGUAGUCCACUUCAUGAAGAAUUUAUUCAGUGCAUGUCUGACAAUGUUACAACCCAUGAUCCAUUUUCUAAAAUCCUUCACCUUCCGAAUUCUCAAUCAUACGAAAAUCUACUUGAAAAUGCACAAGAAAAUCUAAGAUUGUACAAUAAUUCUUUGAAACCUCUGUUCAUAAUCACACCAUACCAUGACUCUGAAAUCAGGGCCACCAUUUUAUGCAGCAAACAGAAGGGAUUGCAAAUCAGAAUCAAAAGUGGAGGUCAUGAUUAUGAAGGCCUUUCGUACCGCUGCCAAACUCCAUUCGUUAUCAUUGAUCUUGUCUAUUAUAAGGCGAUUUCGAUCGAUUUGGAACAGGAAACGGCUUGGGUUCAGUCAGGGGCUACCCUCGGGGAACUUUAUGUUGACAUAUCCCGGAAGAGUGAUGUUCAUGGAUUUCCAGCUGGAAUAUGUCCUGGCGUUGGAAUUGGUGGGCAUUUCAGCGGCGGAGGGAUGGGUACGAUGAUGCGAAAAUACGGGCUCGCGGCCGAUAAUGUUGUUGAUGCUGUGAUUGUGAAUGCUGAUGGGCUGACUCUUGACAGGAGAGGAAUGGGGGAAGAUUUGUUCUGGGCUAUUAGAGGAGGUGGAGGAGCUAGUUUUGGUGUCAUUCUCUCCUGGAAAAUCAAGUUAGUUCGUGUUCCCCAAAUUGUCACAGUUUUCAAUCUACGAAAGCAGAUGGAUCGAGAAGGGACUAAGCUAGUGUACAAAUGGCAGCAAAUUGCUCCUAAUCUACCUCCUGAAUUGUUCAUAAGAAUUCUGAUUCAACUAGAAAGUAACAUUGUUGUGGGUGAUUUCAAUUCCCUGUUUUUGGGAUCAACAGAGGGCCUGAUUUCCUUGAUGAAACAGAGGUUCCCUGAACUGGGAUUGCGCCCGGAAGAUUGUACUGAAAUGAGCUGGAUUCAAUCUGCGGCAUUCUUUGCAGGAUUCCCUAACCAGGUGGAGGCUCUACUCAACAGAUCUGACCCAUUCAAGGCCAAGUUGAAAGGAAAGUCCGAUUUCGUCACCGAACCAAUUCCUGAGAGUGCACUGAUGCAGAUAUGGAAAAGGCACCCAGAAGGAGAACUAUUACCUUUCAUGAUGUUGGAUCCUUAUGGAGGCAACAUGGGUGAAAUCCCGGAUUCGGAAACCCCCUUUCCUCACAGGAAAGGGAAUUUGUACAACAUUCUCUACGCGGUGGCGUGGAAUGAUGAUGAUGACGCUGGGCAUUUAAAGUGGAUCAAUGAACUCUACAUGUUCAUGGAGCCAUAUGUGUCCAAAUCCCCAAGGCGUGCAUAUCUAAAUUACAGAGAUUUGGACUUGGGAAUCAAUCCGGGAGUGAAUCCAAGGUUUUCAGAUAGCGCAGUUUGGGGGAUGAAAUAUUUCAAUGCUAAUUUUGAGAGAUUGGCUAAGGUGAAAAGCCUUGUUGAUCCUAACAAUUUCUUCUGGAGCGAACAGAGUAUUCCACCCAUUGUUAAUGAUGGGCCGUUUUUUGCUUAAAAACACGGACAGAAGUGGUUUGUUGGAGUGUUGUUUUUUAAUUUAGCAAAAUUAGAGAGGUCAAAGUAUAAUUGUUAAUUUUAAGGCCGAGUUUACAGCUCAGCUCUAGUAUAAGUUCUUCUUGUUCCGAGUAAAACUUAUGAAUGAAAAUUGAAAAUGAA